Thrips palmi is the source of this 1936-nucleotide messenger RNA. RefSeq lists its product as uncharacterized. NCBI's taxonomy places the organism in Eukaryota, Metazoa, Arthropoda, Insecta, Thysanoptera, Thripidae. The transcript is spliced from 2 exons. The record is from RefSeq and is a predicted model, not a curated record. Gene Ontology annotation, molecular function: protein binding. Bases 1 to 1335 code for a protein of 444 amino acids.
AUGACGAAUGUUCAAAAUUCUUUCCUGCUGGCCCUGCCGGACGACGCGUUGGUGCGCGUGUUGGCCCUCCUGCCGCCCAGAGAGGUCUUCCGCCUCCGAUUGGUGUGUCGGCGGCUCCGGGACCUGAGCCUCCACCCGGACGUUUGGCGCUCCGUUGACCUGUCUGGCGGUGACAUAGGCCUUCUCCAAGCCGCGCUCAGACUCGCCCCCUGCCUCCGCGAAGUCUCCCUGCGCUCGCCGCAUCUGCAGGUUGCGGCCUGCACCGUUUGCAACACCAACUGCGUCGUCACCAACCUCAAGCUGUCCGUUCAGAAUGAGACCGAUGCUGCCUGGGCCACCGUCAUAGUGCAAAGUUUCUCCACUCUCCGCGGCUUGAGAGAGAUAACCCUAGUUCUAUACCCUGCCGCCCCCGGCGCUUUACAUCCCCUUCUGCGGAUGGUUUACUGCGUUCAAGACUUACGCGAAUUAACGAUACGGUUCGAUUCGGACAUGUCAGAGCUACCGCCUCUAUUGUCAGACCUGGAGCCGAGACCUUCCCUUACUACACUCCGUUACGAAGGUGCAGCAACUGACCCUUUCUUCUGUGUGUUGCUGCGUACGCAUGCGGCCACCCUUGAAGUUGUCCUUCUAUACCUGAGGGAUGGGCUCCCCACAUCGCUGUUAGGAUCGUUGCCCAGGCUUCGCUGCCUGGGUUGCCGUCCGACUGUUGACCUUUCUCAGCUCAAAAGCUUACACAACCUGGAUACAUUUGUGCUGCUCGGUCGCGAAGUGCAGGACGUACCUUGUCCGGGAACAGUGAACUUCCUCCUUCAGGGGCCGCGCUUGCGGUCCGUGGGGUUCAACUUGGGACCCAACCACCCAAUUCUCGGCGCUGCCCUUCUGGAGGCUUUGGCCCAGUCGCCGUCCGCCCCCGUUCUGGAAAGACUGUCCUUACACGGUGUGCAAGACUCGCUUGUGGCCGCGGCACUUCAGCGGUUCCCAUCCCUGCGAGCACUCACCCUAGAAUCGGACGCCAUGCCCUCGGACGCCUUCUUCCGUGCAGUGAGCCCCGCCUCCACACCGCGCCUUGCCACGCUGCAACUUGUGCCCCACGGCUGCCCCCACGCCUGGCUGCACGACCCGGCCGUGCAGGACGUCCUCGCGAGGAACGCGGGGCUCCACCUCCGCCUGUCAGGCCCUCCCACCCUCGAGGACGACUGUGCCUGUCGGUGGUGCCUCUGGCGCUGCCACCGGGACGAGCUCCGGACGCACGCAGGCCUGCAGUCCGCCUUCUCGGCGCACACCAGGCGGCCCGGCUGCCCCGGGGACUGCCGAAGGUGGCUCUGGUAUGUUUAGGCAGGCACACUGUCACUAAAACCGAUUCAUCUGUGCUGCAUUGAAGUUCUUAUGUGAUUCAGUGAUUUAUAGUUUAAUUUACCUAGGUAUUAAGCAACAAUCUGGUAUUAAGCAAUUGAUUAAUCGCACAGGUUGCCUUUAUCUUCUUUUCAAAGAAAUUACCUGCAUUGUUUGUGGAACCAAGUUAGAGUACUUGCAGUAUUGAGGCACAAAUUGUCCCUUUCCGUGACCUGUUUCAAAUUGCUAUUUGAAACCACUUCCCGAUGGAUGAUGAAAGGAUUGGUGCCAGAAUUGAAAUAUGUAUUCACGACUAUUUAUAAAGUCCUACUGUGUACACAACUGAUGGGCUCGCUUCGGUAGAAUGCAUUUGAUACUGUUUCCCAUCAAGUUAUCGUAACUUCUGUGUUAAAGUAAUGUGAAAUGUUUAACUUUUUACUAUUUGUCGAUCUAAAUUGCACGUUUUUACAUGUUUUGUAGCAAUAUUAUGUUACUUCAAUGGCAAGCUGGGACUAACUCUGAUUAUGGAAAAGGUUAAAUAUUGUGAACAUGCAAACUGAAGCCUUUAUUUGUUUAAUGCUCCAAGAAAACUUACUUAUCCUUG